GACAGCACCAUGGCUGCCUUUGGAGCAAGCUUUGAAAGCGAGAAUUCAAUCGAAGACAGAAAGGAAAAUAAAAGAAAAGCUCGUCAAGAAGUGGUUGAAAAGGCCAAGCAGUGUUAUGAGAGGGAGGAGAAGAAAAAGGAGCUGAAGAAGCUGAGGGGAGAAGACACCUGGAUGCUCCCUGAGCUCGACCAACGAUUGAAGCAGAUAGGACAGGAAGACUCUCUCAAGAUUAAGAAGAGGAAGAAAGAGAAAAAGUCUAAAAAGGCCAAGAAGGAGAAGAAGAAGAAGAGAGAUAAGAAAGAGAAGAGAGCAGGGACGGGAGAUGGCUGCAGUGACAGCUCCGAGGACUCAGAGGAGGAGUGGGUGGAGGCCCAGCCCCAGCCAGAAACGGUUAAAGGCUGGAAGAUUCCGGCAGAGGCCAAGGCUGCAGAGAGCAGCCGUAGUCCAGCCCAGGAUGCCAAGCGAGACGAGUGGAUGACCUUUGACUUUCUGGCAAUGAAAACCACAUCGACAACAGAGAGGCGAGCUGAAAAAGACCGGCUGAAAGGGGAGGAGAAGUCCAAAGCCGAGGCUAUCGAACAGGCGGGUCUGCACAAGCUGGAGCUAAACCCGUUUUGGAAGGACGGAGGAAGCGGUCUGCCCCCAGAGAAGAACGCUGUUGCGGUUGCUGAGGCCAAAAGAGUGUCUGCAGUCAACGAUGGCGGUCUGAGCUGGUUGAAGAAGAGCUACCAGAGGAUGAGGGAGCAGGCAGAGAGAGAUAAUUGCAGCCUGAACGAAAUAGUGGCCCAGAGAUACGGGUCCAUGGAGGAGUUCCAGAAGCGUCUGGCAGAGGCGGAAGAGGCGGCCUAUGGGGCACCGAGGAGAGGGGGGAACAGGGAGGGGGACACGGCCGACAGAGAGGGCUGGGGACGAAAUGAGAGGGAGCGAGACACAUCUCCUCGAGAUGGCGGCAGGCGUUGGGAGAGAAAUGGCGAGCCGAGGGAACAGGGGAGCGAGCGGGAAAGAGGCCCGGGUGAAGGCCGCUACAGAGAGAGGGACCGCAGUAGGGACCGGAACAGAGGAGAGGAUGACCGGGACGGGGAGCGAAAACGCAGGAGCAUGGACCGAGACGAGGAACGGCCCAGAGAGAGGGAGAGGGCCAAUAACAGACGUACAGACCAGGACAGAGAGGGAGACAGAGACAGGGAGAGAUACAGAGACGGGCCCAGGGAGAGGGAUGGAGGCCGGUCUGGGGGUUCUGACAGAGCCCCGCGUGACGAUCGUCCGUCCUGCCGAGAAGACUCCUCCCCUGGACGCAGCCGGCACACCCCUCCCCUGUCCCUUGGGUCGUUGAAAGGCCGCUUCCUCAAGCCCUCAGAAGAUGAGGACGGUGGAGUUCGCAGGUCAGCACCAGAUCCUGCUCGUCUCUCCAAGGCCUUCCUGAAGCCCAGCUCCGACGACGAGGACUCCCCGAAGACGGUGCGUCAGCACCACGGUGUUCCCCCCUCAAGGAGAGAGAGCGGCCCGGCCCAGGGAACCGACAGACCAACAGCACCACAUCACGGGGAUAGGAUGGUUACUGAAGCGACGGCUCACCAUGGGAACAAGGCAGCAGUCACAUCCUCAAGUGAGGAGAGUGAAGAAGAGGAGCUUCCACUGCUCACAGAUGAGGAGAUGAACAAGCUGGGAGCCAAGCUGGUGAAGGCAGAGAUCAUGGGGAACACGGCCCUGGUAGACAAGCUCAAAUCCCAGAUGGAGCUCGCUCGUAAAGCCAAAGAAAACCACGCAACCAGACUGCAACAGGCGAAUGCCGCCAGAGCAAGCCAGCCUCCAGGGCGAUCCGAGGAAGACAAGGAAGUGCUGCUUUUCAGGACGGACCACUCGGGCCGGGCCUGGCCGGUCAACGCCCCGUCCGAACCCCAGGAGCCGCACGGAGGACGCAGGAAGAGAAAGCCGAUUGAGACUCACGUUGACGGCGAGCGCGUGCGCUACUUCCAGGAUGAUGACAGUAUGGGUCUGCAGGAGAUGGUCCGCAGGGAGAAGAUGAGCACGCCACAGGACCAGAAUGCACUCUACUCGCGCAUGGCUGGCAAGAUGAUGGGCAAGGCGGACGGCGACAACUACACGCUGGACGACAUGUUUGUGUCGAGCGCGGCGCAGCGGGAGGGAGAGGGCCGGGACGAGGAGCGCAUGAGGAGCCAGGCGGUGGCGGAGAGCCGGCGGCUGGCCGCCUCCAUGGACCAGUGCCCGCGCUGCUUCAACAGCCAGGAGCUGCAGAAGCACCUCAUCGUGGCCAUCGGGGCCAAGUCGUAUUUGAGCCUUCCAGCAGGAGUGUCGAUGACCGAGGGCCACUGUCUCAUCUCACCCCUCCAACAUCACUGCUCCGCCACGGGAUUGGACGAGGACAUCUGGUCAGAGAUGCAGCUGUUUCGCCGUUCUUUGGUGCGCAUGUUUGAGUCCCAGGACCAGGACUGCGUCUUCAUGGAGACGCACAUGAACCCGCGCAGACGGCAGCACAUGGUUCUGGAGUGCGUACCUCUACCCCGAGAACUGGGAGACAUGGCUCCUAUAUACUAUAAGAAAGCCAUCAUGGAUUGUGACGAGGAGUGGGCCAUGAACAAGAAAGUGGUCAACCUCUCGUCGAAGGAUAUCCGGCAGGCGGUUCCCAGGGGCCUGCCCUACUUCGCCGUGGACUUUGGACUGCAGGGCGGCUUCGCUCAUGUGAUUGAGAACGAGCAGAAGUUCCCUCACUACUUUGGCAAGGAGGUGGUGGGAGGCAUGAUGGAUCUGGAGCCGCGCCGCUGGCGUAAACCAAUCAGGGAGAACUUUGACGAUCAGAGGAAGAAAGUCCUGCAGUUCGCUCAGUGGUGGAAACCGUAUGACUGUACCAAGGCUGACGGCUAGCUGAAUGCACACACACAUGCAUGGUGUACUUGGUGUAGUACUUAGGUAACAAGUAUGUGCCAAAAUUCCAAGAAGAAAGGUUUUGUGACAAACACACUCAAGCCAAUAAACAUACACAUUCAGUCUUUUAAAAUGAUGUUAAUGGGAUGAAGGUAUUUUAAUAUGCUAGAUGUUUUAAAUAAAAGGAUUUUGAUCAAUGUGUCGGAUCCUUGUACACAACAACUCAAUGCUAUGCAGAAAGUAUAUGUUUAGAAUAAACACUAUUAGUAUUGGAUUUAAGUUGGAUAAUGUAAAGUCACAUCAGACAUUUACAUUUAGGGCAUUUAGCAGACGCUUUUAUCCAAAGCGACUUACAAUAAGUACAUUUGUCAUAAGAAGUGCAUCAAUAUAUCGCUGUCGGUACAGAAAGGAUGUUCAUAGAACCAAGUGCAAGUACAACAAUCGCUAGGCUAACCAAUUCCCUGUGUUACAGCAAUGAUAGCAGCUACUGCAGUUGCUACACAGUUAAGGACUAUAAUACAACACAACACAAUACAGUGUACAAUGGCGGCCAGAAUAUGAAUAGAUGAAAUAUGAAUAUUUCACUUCAGAGCAGUCAUGUCAUUCAAACAUGGGAGGCGUAGCAAUAUAUAUUUCUAAUCAGAACUAGAUUUAGUUUGAUUUAACAAGUGGGUUAUCUCCAUGAUCCGUCUCUGCUUUGGAUUAAUCAACGUUAAAUUUGGGCGUCUCCAGAGCAGGCUGCGUAUGUUCGCUGGGGUGGUGGAUGGUGGCACAUUAACGGCAGGCUGGCCUUGAGUCAUAAGCCCCGGCACAGCUUCCUCUAAACAUUACUCUCCAUGCUGUCCAGCCCAAGGACUUAAUACGUCCUGAUCCUUCAGCUAUCACUAAAACACAACGCUCUCCCAUGCAACACUUCCAAAAACACUCACAUGCAUACAUACUCAGAGGCAUGUGUGCCAGGAUCUUUGCAUUAUUUUGUUCCUUAGUUCUUUUGACUAAGGAAUAUUAGUAUGCAUUAAUUAAUUUCCGACAAAGAAAGUGCCAGGUUGGCUUAUUGGUUAGCAGGCUAUUUGUAAGUUUGGUAGAAAUAAUGAGAACAAAGAUUUUAAUUACUUUGUAUCAACUGUUUUUUAUUAAUUUGCCUCGUCAAAAUAUAGGUAAAUUAAAGGUCCCAUUGCAUGCUACUUUAUGGAUGUUUUUAAUAUUGAUAUUAGUGGUGGGCUCCUAACACAGUAUUGGAAGACGUUCCCGAUAUUCAGCCAUGGUGCAGAACAGCCACUACGAGCCAGUCAUACGUUAAGCUUUCCCCAAACGCAACGUUUCGGUGUCUAUAUAUUAAUGCA
Gadus chalcogrammus (walleye pollock) is the source of this 4226-nucleotide messenger RNA. It is a transcript of the gene cwf19l2, whose product is annotated as CWF19 like cell cycle control factor 2. The transcript has 20 exons. Gene Ontology annotation, biological process: mRNA splicing, via spliceosome. The record is from RefSeq and is a predicted model, not a curated record. Bases 10 to 2883 code for a protein of 957 amino acids. Lineage: Eukaryota; Metazoa; Chordata; Actinopteri; Gadiformes; Gadidae. Gene Ontology annotation, cellular component: post-mRNA release spliceosomal complex.